Messenger RNA from Drosophila hydei, 1000 nucleotides. Its product is annotated as haloacid dehalogenase-like hydrolase domain-containing protein 2. Gene Ontology annotation, molecular function: phosphatase activity. NCBI's taxonomy places the organism in Eukaryota, Metazoa, Arthropoda, Insecta, Diptera, Drosophilidae. The transcript has 4 exons. Bases 111 to 923 code for a protein of 270 amino acids. Gene Ontology annotation, biological process: dephosphorylation. The record is from RefSeq and is a predicted model, not a curated record.
UGCUUUAGUAAAAUUAACCAAAUGGUUCAUUCGAUUAUUUUCAUUUAAGUUAUUACUCGAUAAUUUCGUUGUAAACAUUUCAUGUCAGUUGCUAUCGAUAGAUAGCCUUAAUGUUCCCCAGGAGAUUGGAGCAAUUUAGAAAAAUGCCCGUGAAAGCUGCACUGAUAGAUCUUAGUGGCACGCUCCAUGUAGAGGAUGAUCCAACACCUAAUGCUUUAAUGGGAUUGCAAAGAUUGCGCAGCAGUAAUAUUACCGUUAAAUUUGUAACAAACACCACUAAGGAUUCAAAACAAACGCUCUACGAUCGAUUGAUCAAAAUAGGAUUUAAACUGGAUGCCAACGAGAUUUACAGUUCGUUGAGCGCAGCUGCUGUAUAUGUUGCGAAAGAGAAUCUGAAUCCUCUCUAUUUGCUAUCGAUCGAUGCUCGCAAAGAUUUUCCCGAAGAAGACUUGAGUCGUCCUCAGGAUUCGGUCGUUGUGGGCCUGGCGCCCAUUGCCUUUGAUUAUGAGCACCUAAAUAAGGCAUUCACUGUGCUGAUGCAGCAGAAGUCGCAUAAGCUUGUGGCCGUGCACCAGGGCAAAUAUUAUAAACGUUCGGAUGGGUUGGCCCUGGGACCCGGUUGCUUUGUCAAGGGCUUGGAGUAUGCGACAGACAAGAUGGCAACGAUUAUAGGCAAACCAAAUCAAUUCUUUUUCAAAAGUGCAAUACCAGAAGGCAUGCAACCUCACGAAUGCGUCAUGAUUGGCGAUGAUGCCAACGAUGAUAUUGCAGGAGCCAUGCAAGCGGGCAUGCAGGGCAUACUCGUCAAGACCGGCAAAUUUUUACCCGAAGUUGCGGCCUCGAUCUCCCCGCCACCGACAGCUGUGGUUAAAAAUUUCGGUGAAGCAGUCGAUUGGAUAUUGUGUAAAAAUAACUGUAACUAGUUUGACUCUCGGUUCGAAAACAACCACAUUUACAUAAAUACAGGAUAAUACAUUUGUGGAACAAUAAAUUUAUAGUU